Molecule: messenger RNA, 312 nt
Organism: Knipowitschia caucasica
Lineage: Eukaryota; Metazoa; Chordata; Actinopteri; Gobiiformes; Gobiidae
Source: the annotation of a GenBank genome assembly
AUGUGUAGAUCCGCAUCUCCAGAAUGCUUUGAUAAAGGGCUCGCGACCACACCAGGGAGUGUCCUCAGAUGGAAGAUGAGUGCCAAAGCCAAGAAGAAACACAGGGGCUUUGGGCCGACUGCACCCCCGUUCCUGGACUAUCUCAAAGACAUCCUGCGGCGAUACCCUGACGGCGGACAGAUCCUUAAGGAACUGAUUCAAAAUGCUGAUGAUGCCAACGCCACUGAAGUCAGAUUUAUCCACGAUGACAGAAGCUACGGGACACAGAGCCUCUGCAACCAAUACUUGGCAAAAUACCAAGGUGCCAAAUAG